AAUGCCUAAGAAGAACAAAGUAGUCCAUAGCAUUUCCAUGCCAACAUAUACACGAUCACGUUUGGUGUCGUUUAAGCUCGCCUUAGCUCAAUACCACGACGUCGUUUUGGAGUCACUACUUUCUCAGUAUAAAUACCGCAAACUUCUCGAGAGAAAAUGAGAAGUUUCUUCUGAAGUUAUUGACUUUCCCGCCAAAAAAAAUCUCAUAUUUGAGGUGAAGCAAGAAAUCAGUCCCUUGAAGGUCAUCCAUGGAAGGAGAUACUAGUAGUGUUGUUGAUGAAAAUAAAGUGAAUUUUGGUGGUCUAACGGGCGACAUUGAUGAAGUAGAGUUGCAAGUAAGACGCAUGAGUAAUUUUGGGAUGGGUAUGGAAAUCCAAAUUUCAGAUCUUGCUAGGCCAGAGGAGUUAGAGAAGAGACAACAGAUAUGUGCUUUAGUACUGCUGUGUUAUAUCGCGCAUUCAGAGUCGGAGCAUUUGAAUUCUGAGAACGAGUGUAGGUCUGUUCAACUGAUGGCACAGCUAGUAGAAACUGAAAAAUGCCGAGACAUCAUUCGCAUGAGCCCUCAAGCAUUUCUGAAGCUUUGUGAGAAAUUAAGGUCAUCUGGUAGAAUGAAGGAUUCAACAGGGGUUACAGUUGAGGGGCAAGUUGCUGAAUUCCUAUAUAUUGUAGGGCAAGCUUCGAAAAACAGAACCGUGCCUUUCCUUUUUAAUAAGUCGGGGGAGACAUUUACUCGACGCUUUGACAAUGUUUUACGAGGAAUCAUCUCAUUAGAAAAUGAGUUCCUUGUCCAACCUUCUGAUGUAGAUGUACAUACACAAAUACUUAACGAUGACAAAUUCUAUCCUUAUUUUAAGGAUUGCAUUGGAGCCAUCGGUAUAACUCAUAGUCGAGUGAAAGUACCAGUGAAAGACGCCCCUCUAUUUUGUGCAAGAAAAGGCUUCCCCACACAAAUUAUUUUCGCUGCUUGUAAUUUUGAUAUGAAAUUCACAUAUGUUUUAGCUGGGUGGGAAGGAACAGCAUCUUACUCUAGAAUCUUAGAAGACGCUUUAACUCGAAAAAAUCAUUUGAAAAUUCCUAAUGGAAAAUAUUAUCUCGGUCUUCAAGGACCUAUGCCAAUUGGGGUAUUGUCUCCAUAUAGCAAUGUAUGCUGUCUGUUGAGGGAAUUUUCAAAUCAUGAACCUCAAAACCGUGAAGAACUAUUCAACCUUCGGCAUUCUUUACUUCACUUCGUGAUGGAGAAAACUUUUGGGGUCCUGAAAAAAAGAUUUCCAAUUAUAGCUGGUGUUGCCAAACCAUUUUUCUCAUUUGAAACAAUGAGGCGUAUAAUCAUUGCUUGUUGUGUUUUGCAUAACUUUCUUAUGGAAGUUGACAUUGACGAACAAAUGAUUGCUGAAGUAGAUCAAGAGUUGCUACCUGAUGAGGUACGAAGGUCCAUUCCUUUGGAAAGAUCGAAAAAAUGAAGGGGGACUAUGUAGAAAGACCAAGUUUAAGAAAUGUGGAAUGCUUUUGAAGGAUAAUGUGCUGAAUUUAUAUGUUCCUAGGUAGUUAUGACUUAUGAGUUUUACAUGUUUGGGUUUGGAUUUGAGUUUGUAAUGAUAAUCGACUUUUGUUCCUUUUGUUCGCUGUUAGUACCUAUCCAAUACGUUUUUUAA
This is a messenger RNA of Medicago truncatula (barrel medic), 1652 nucleotides long. RefSeq names its product putative nuclease HARBI1. Bases 249 to 1460 code for a protein of 403 amino acids. The record is from RefSeq and is a predicted model, not a curated record. NCBI's taxonomy places the organism in Eukaryota, Viridiplantae, Streptophyta, Magnoliopsida, Fabales, Fabaceae. The transcript is spliced from 4 exons.